GCGAACGUUACAGAAAUGAUGGAUAUAGACAUUCAGUCCCGGAAAAGAGACGCUGCCAAGGCUUUGGAAAAGUCACGACAAAUUCUCGAACCCAGAGAGAAGCGUCAGAUGCAAGGUGAAGUCAACAACGCCUCUGUUUCAACCGUGUAUAAACACCCAGACCUCGACAACAAUACAUCCCGGAAAUAUGACGUCGCUGACAGUGGUCCGUUUGUGGUACACGUAUCUCGAGAAGCAGCACCCAAUGCAGGAACCUCUUUACAACCUAUCAGAGUAGGCCAAUUGUUUGCUAGAGACAGUGUCCCUGGUAUCAAAAGGGACGGUAUUAAAGCCCUAGGACGUAAUCGCGUUGCCGUCGAAUGUAAAUCACCAGCCGACGCCAAUAACCUCAUCUCAAACCAAUGUUUGACUCGCAACAAACUAAUAGGAGUAAUCCCAUCCUAUCAUGUCUCUCGUAUGGGUCUGGUCCGCGGUGUUCCUGUGGAUUGGUCGAUGGACGAAUUUGUAUCCGCUACAGAAUUGAAAGAGGGCACAGGAAAAAUCCUGAAAGCCCGCCGCCUGCAACGUAAAGUUACCAAGGACGACGGCUCCCCAUCUUGGAUCCCUACUCAGUCCGUAGUCGUUACAUUUGAAGGUCAAACCCUUCCAUCAAAACUAUACGCCUGCUACACGUCACUAAAUGUAGAAGUGUAUGUUCUCCCUACUAUCCAGUGCAGAAAAUGCCUGCGCUUUGGCCACAUUCAGACACAAUGCAGAUCUGAUGCUCGAUGCUAUAAAUGUGCCCAAAAACACCCUGGAGAAACCUGCAACGUGGCACCGGAACAUAUUUGCUGCCUGUUCUGUACAGGCCGCCACUUGGCUACUGACAAAAAUUGCCCAGAAUUUGGUAGACAAAAGUCAAUUAAGCUACUUAUGUCAGAACACAACAUCUCCUACCAGGAGGCUGCAGCUCGUACUCCUGCUGUGCGUAAGACUUUUGCCGAAAUUGCUAACACAAUGUUCAGUACCCCACCACCAGCGUCCCCACGCAGACCUUCCACUACUGAGCCUCCCUGUACAUCAACGUCAUACCGCAAGACAAUAUACCGUCCAGUUAGACCAAGGACCCCCCUUUCUCCCGGAUACGACCGUCGAGCUCUCCAGAACAUUACUUCUACUCCCCAAUCUCAGAUGCCAAACGGACACGCUCUUAACCACCAUCCCUACAAUGAUGAUGUUCCCCCUACUGACAACUUUAUACAGUCCGGUGUUGCCUUCCUUGAGGGCAUGAUCACCAGGUUAAGAGACUUAGUACCGCCCAACGUUGCCCAAGACAUGAACUCUCUAAAACAAUCUCUAUCAAGUUUAACCUUUGACAAUGGCUACUAUGGCCUCAUUCCUUCAGUGGAAUAGCCGUAGCAUUAAUUUAAGAAAGCCAGAUCUAAUUAAUCUAAUAAACUCGCACUCCGUAACUGUUGCGGCCAUCUCGGAGACAUGGUUACGACCGGGUUCCCGGUUCCGGGUCUCGGGAUUCUCAUGCCUCCG
Leguminivora glycinivorella is the source of this 1524-nucleotide messenger RNA. RefSeq lists its product as uncharacterized. The transcript is spliced from 2 exons. NCBI's taxonomy places the organism in Eukaryota, Metazoa, Arthropoda, Insecta, Lepidoptera, Tortricidae. The record is from RefSeq and is a predicted model, not a curated record. The coding region runs from base 16 to 1392 and encodes 458 amino acids.